Molecule: messenger RNA, 3053 nt
Organism: Chelonia mydas (Green sea turtle)
Lineage: Eukaryota; Metazoa; Chordata; Testudines; Cheloniidae
Product: heparan sulfate glucosamine 3-O-sulfotransferase 1
Exons: 2
Coding region: 457-1371 (304 amino acids)
Molecular function (GO): [heparan sulfate]-glucosamine 3-sulfotransferase activity
Source: RefSeq, a predicted model, not a curated record
CCCGGCACCCCGGAGCCGCGCUGACUCCCGGGCUGCAGGAGCCGCCCCGCGGACGGAACGAGCCGGACCGGACCGGACCGGGGCCCAGCGGCGGGUCCCUCCCAGGGGUCGGAUCGGCGGUGUCGCUUCGCUCCCGGACCAGCCCGGGGCUGCGCCAGGCGUUGAGGAGCCGGUUAAUCGAACGAGGGUCCCAGCACCGGAGCUGCCCCGGGAAGCGGAGCGGGGCUGGAAUCCUGCGAGAUGCACGGGGGCCGUAGCGCCCCGCUGCCCCUUUGAGCAGAGACAGUGCCAGGGAAGGGGCUCUGCCAGCCAGGAGCAGGGCGGGACCCCGCUGCAGGCAAGGGAAGGGAGCCCCUGCAGUUAACCCUGGCCAUGGAAGGGGCUUGGCUGUGAGACCCCCAGCUCCUGCCAAGAGUCCAGGCUACUUGUGCCCAUCUUCCCUGGGCAAGGGCAGCCAUGGCCUGCUGGUGGGCCGGCUGGCUGCUCCUGCUGGCAGAGGCUGGGGGGGCCCGCCUGGAGCAGGGGAUGCUGGAGUCCUGGGCGCAGGCGGCUCCAUGGCUGGGAAACACAUCCGGGUCCCAGGCCAGCAGCCUGCAGCGCCGCCUGCCCCAGGGGAUCAUCAUCGGGGUGCGGAAGGGGGGCACACGAGCCCUGCUGGAGAUGCUGGCACUGCACCCGCAGGUGGCCGCUGCCCGCUCCGAGGUGCACUUCUUCAACCGGGAGGAGAACUACCGCCGGGGGCUGGGCUGGUACCGCCAGCAGAUGCCCCUCUCGCGGCCUGGCCAGCUCACCGUGGAGAAGACCCCAGGCUACUUCUCCUCCCCCCGGGUCCCCGCCCGCGUCCGCGCCCUGGCCCCUGGCGUGCGGUUGCUGCUCAUCGUGCGGGACCCGGUGGAGCGGCUGGUGUCGGACUACACCCAGAUCCUGCACAACCGCCAGGCGCGCUGCAAGCCCUACCCUCCCCUGGAGCAGCUCCUGGUGCGGGGGGACCGGGGCCUCGACACCCGCUACAAGCCCAUCCAGCGCAGCCUCUACGCCCUGCACCUGGCCCGCUGGCUGGCCGCCUUCCCCCCAGCCCACAUCCACGUGGUGGACGGUGGCGGCCUGAUCCGCGAGCCCCUGGCCGAGCUGCGCCGUGUGGAGCAGUUCCUGGGCCUGGCGCCCCGGCUGGGCCCCGACAACUUCUACUUCAACCAGACCAAGGGCUUCUACUGCCUGCAGGCCGGGGCCCGCCAGCGCUGCCUGGACGAGUCCAAGGGGCGGCCCCACCCGCCCAUCGCCAAGCUGCUGCUGGAGCAGCUCUGCACCUACUUCAGCGCCCACAACGAGCACUUCUUCAGCCUGGCGGGGCGCACGUUCAGCUGGUGCUGAGAGGCUGUGAAAUGUUGGUAUCAGGAUGGGCAGGGCAGCUCCCCCCACCCCCCGAGCUCAGAGGACUUAGGUGCUCAGAACAGGCUGCGAGGGGGGGUCCUGGUGGGGCUGUAUCCCCUGGGCACAGGGAGUGUAGAUGGGAAAGGGGGUGGGAGGAACGAAUCAGGGCAGGAGCAGGGGGCUCCUCCCUGCCGGGACAAGGCCGAGGUCCACAGCUGCCCCAGAAGCACACUCCUAAAAGGGCCCAGAAAGAAACAUUUGCCCCACAGAACCGUGGGGCGAGGCAGGAUAGCAGGGGGGAUGAAGGGACAGGGGGCUUCUACAAUUCAGGGCAUCUGCCCCCAUGUCCCUCCUUUCAGGCUACCAGCUCCCAACCUGCCACCUCCCCAAGGGGACUGGAGACCCACCUCUCCCAACAGAGGCAUUUCCAGGCUGCCCCCUUUCCUGCCAGCUGAAUUCCCCAGCCAGCCUGCAGGGUCUUCUCUGCGGGCUAUACACAGCGUUAUGGGCCCCCCUUGAGUUAUGCCCCAGCUCUUCCUAAGCAAGCCCCAGCCUAAGGUGAAAACACGACAGAGCUCCCCUUAAACCCAACAGACGCCCCCCUCCCUUGGGUCAGGCUCACUCUGGCUGUGGCAGGCUGGCAGCCGAAGACAGGUGCCCCUUUAUUCUGGCUUUUGGCUGACUCCUGCCUGGAGGGGAGGGCAGGGUGUGGUCACCCAGUGCGCCGCGCAAGCCCUUCAGGCUGCAGCCCACAAGACUCCCCCCCCCAUGCGAACCCCACCCCACACCGCAGGGGGGACUGGUGGUUGGGGUGGCCCAGCCAACGCCGAGCUCAGCUGCCCCCUGGUCACCCGUGGCCAUUGCAGGUCGGUGCCCGUGGAGCAGCUGGGCCAGCCCACCCCCCCGGCAGCACACCGAGGGAGGGAGCAGCCACAGGCCAGGCCAGAGCACCCAGUCCUUGCACCUUCGCCCGCACAGGGGUCACGGCCGCUUAGAGCAAUGUGGUUACCGCCCUCUAGUGUCUGGCUCUGGGAACUACAGCUGCCUGCGGCACCCUUAGAAAGGCAAUGGGGUGGGGUUCUGGUGCUGGAGUCACUCAGAGCCCAUGGGGGCACGUCACCCCUCCCCCCGUUUGCUACAUAACUCAGAACGCAGCCUCAGACCUGGAGCACUGAAGUGUGGCCCCCACCGGCACACCCAGCAUGAGCGUUAACAGUGCCAGCCCCCGGUCCUGCGUGGGGUUUGAGCCAUCGAAGGCCCAAGGGCCUUGGCCUCGCAGCAAAGGAAAUAGGGAUGAACGCCCUUAGCUAGAGCACAACCUCACACCCAGCCCGUAGCUUAGCUCAGCCCUAGGGGCUCCCUCCCCCAGGGUAACCAACGGCGCUGUCUUCUCAUUCCUGUACCCCACGGAACGUCAGGGCUCUGUUUGUCUGACGUGUCAGGGAGACCCCAGGGGCUGUGCUGGCACUGAGGCUGGCUGCUGCCAGCUGAACAUGGAUUAAGUUUGCUGAGAUUUUUUUAAUGGGAUACAACAAACACUAGGGAAAUGGUGUCUGCAUUGUUGGGGUUGUUUGUUCCCCCAACCAGUUCCCUCAGUGCGUGGUAAUGAAGUGUGUGUGUGUGGGGGGGGGGGGAACCUGGAUUUGUGCUGGAAAUGGCCCACCUUGAUUAUCAUACACACU